Microthlaspi erraticum is the source of this 591-nucleotide messenger RNA. Lineage: Eukaryota; Viridiplantae; Streptophyta; Magnoliopsida; Brassicales; Brassicaceae. The record is from the annotation of a GenBank genome assembly.
AUGAAUAAAUUCAAAGAGGCUAUACGAUUGAUGAAAAGUUAUGGGAUCCGUGUAACGAGGCACAGUUGUUUGUACGAGACAGAGCCUGUUCAUGUGACUGAUCAGCCCAAGUUUCUCAAAGCUGCUGUAAGAGGCGUAACAAAGCACGGCCCUCGUGAGCUCUUGGCCGUUCUCAAGAAAAUCGAGAAAGAGAUGGGUCGUCAAGAAAAUGCACCUUUGGUAGAUUUGCUUGGAUCAGAUGUUCUUGAUGUUCAUAUAGUUUCAUAUUGGCAUUCACUAGCAAUGCAUCAAGGUGGAAUUUUCCAAGCGUGGGAGAAACUUGGUGGAGAAUCGUUGCUUGGGAGACACGGUAUCCAAAGGGUUUUACCAAUAGGAGAUCAAUUAUGGGAUUUUUCUAAGAAAACUUAUGUGAUGGGUAUACUUAAUCUUACCCCUGAUAGCUUUAGUGAUGGAGGUAAGUUUCAGUCCAUAGAUUCCGCGGUUUCUCGAGUCCGUUCUAUGAUCUCUGAAGGUGUAGAUAUAAUCGAUAUCGGCGCACAAUCCACAAGACCAAUGGCGUCAAGGAUUUCUUGUCAAGAAGAGAUAGACUAA